This is a messenger RNA of Alternaria hordeiaustralica, 759 nucleotides long. RefSeq lists its product as uncharacterized. The transcript is spliced from 2 exons. The record is from RefSeq and is a predicted model, not a curated record. Bases 1 to 759 code for a protein of 252 amino acids. NCBI's taxonomy places the organism in Eukaryota, Fungi, Ascomycota, Dothideomycetes, Pleosporales, Pleosporaceae.
AUGACGACCAGCCAAGAGAUCAACAACGCGCGCUUCAGCAAGGAAGCACUAGAAUGGGAUUCGAAUCAGAAGCAUGUAGAAUCAACUUCAAAAGCACUCGAGGCCAUCAAGCGAUACGUGCCUGCAUUCAAAGAUGGAAGCAACAAAGAUCUCGAUGUACUAGAAAUCGGUUGCGGAACUGGCCUCCUUUCCUUCAUGCUAGCUCCACACGUACGCAGCCUCAUCGGCGUCGACACAGCAGAUGGCAUGAUAAGCGCCUUCGACACCAAGCUUGCGGAUCUUCCAACAGACCACCCAAACCUCUGUUCAGUAAACCACUUCCUAACGAACCCGGACUCGCAUGAGCUGCAAAGCGCAGCAGCGCUCCUUGCCACCCAUCGCGGAGAAGCUUCAUCGCCACCUUAUUCGUAUCGAUUCGAUCUUGUGGUUUCCCACCUGACGCUGCAUCAUAUCCCUUCGAUGGCGGAGAUCCUAGCGACUAUGCACAAGUGUCUGAACCCCGGAGGUGUGGUCGCGUUAACGGAUUAUGAGGACUUUGGACCGGAGGCCGUACCGUUUCAUCCGAUAAGUAAGAGGCCGGGUGUAGAGAGGCAUGGGAUUAAGAAAAGCGAGAUGGAAGAGUUAUUGUUAGGGACAGGGUUUAAUGAGGUGAGGGUUGACGAAGCCUUUGUUCUGCGGAAGGAGGUUGAUGCUGAGGAUGGGAAGCCGGCGAGAGAGAUGGAUUUCCCGUUUUUGUUGUGUUUCGGGGUGAAGAGUUGA